AUGGCAUGCACUGUCCCAACAUGUCAAGCCAUUUUCCAUGGAAAAUGUCUAAACGCAGACGAGAGUGAGUUUGAAGCACUGAGGGCAUUACGAAAAAAUUGGGAAUGCCCGAAAUGUGAAAAGGCACGGAAAAAUAUCCAACCGACAGACAAGUGUCUCAGCCCGCCAAGAUCGGCGCCACAACAACAAACUGUCGACAGCACGUCACAACUGUUACUUGCUGCCAUUAAAAAUUUAACAGAAGAGGUCAAGGGAUUAAAAUUCUCCCUCGAUGCCAAUGCUAACGAGCUGAUACUUUCAGUGAUUCGCUUAGGUGACUUCUACAAAAGUAGUAAAAAAAAAUCCGGACGAUAUAAGAUAAAGAGAGGAUAUUUGACCGAAACUACUAA
Nezara viridula (southern green stink bug) is the source of this 389-nucleotide messenger RNA. Lineage: Eukaryota; Metazoa; Arthropoda; Insecta; Hemiptera; Pentatomidae. The record is from the annotation of a GenBank genome assembly.